UGUCGUGCGGACGCCGGUUGCUAUGGUGCGGGCGGGCCGUGAGUGAGGGCCCGGCGGCAGGUGACCGGCUUCUCCUUGUCGUUUGUUUCCACUUCGAUAAAGGAUGGACAACUCGGGAACGGGCGGAGGUUUGCGAGCCGGCUUCGGCCUUUUCGGCGGCGGUGCGGGAGCAGCCGGGAGUUCGGGGGCCGAUUACUCCCAGCCCGACCUUUCCCGCGUCCCCUUGACUGGAAUGAGCCCCUUGUCUCCAUACCUGAACCUUGAUCCUAGAUAUUUGAUCCAGGAUACUGAUGAAUUUAUAUUACCAACAGGAGCAAAUAAGACGAGAGGAAGAUUUGAGCUGGCAUUUUUUACAAUUGGUGGCUGCUGUAUGACUGGUGCUGCUAUCGGUGCAGUAAAUGGCUUGCGUCUGGGCUUGAAGGAAACUCGGGAUAUGGCUUGGUCAAAACCUAGAAAUGUUCAAAUCCUGAACAUGGUCACAAGGCAAGGAGCUCUGUGGGCCAACACACUGGGCUCCUUGGCUCUCUUAUACAGCACAUUUGGUGUUGUGAUCGAAAAGGUUCGAGGUGCAGAGGAUGACCUGAACACAGUGGCAGCGGGGUCCUUAACAGGCUUACUAUACAAAUCCACAGCUGGACUUCGCGGAGCUGCACGGGGAGGACUUAUUGGCUUCACUCUGACUGGACUCUAUGCUCUCUAUAACAAUUGGGACCAUCUAAAGGGCAUGUCUGUGCGACAUUCCCUCUGAGACUGCACUAUGGGAAUUUUGUGGGAAGAGCCAAGGUAGACAUCUGAAUAGGAAAUAAGUACAGUAUAUGAGACCUGAAUUCUGACUUGCAUCAGCUAUUUUUUCAAGAAAACUAUUAAAUGUCACUUUAUCCUUAAUAUUUUUUGUGAUUUGAUUUGGAAGGCACUCGCACAUUGAGUGGAUUACUGGUUGAUUGAUCCCAAUCUCACUGUGUCAUUAAAAUGAGCAGAGUCGGCAGAAGUGACAAAUUCCACCAGUCAUGGCUCUGAGAUUGGCAGCAAUCCCAAAUAGAAUGGAUCAGUGUAGAAUGAUUCUUGGGUCACUAGACCAGUGAGAUAAUUAAUUAAUUGAUCAAACUCUCCAUUGGUAGAAACUGAAGAGUGCACUAGCAUUGAGCAGAGUGAUGCAGUGAGACAUUGGAUCAGAAUCUUCACACUUUGGAAUCCCCAGGCCAUUUCUAUAAGAAUCUGUCCCACUUAACUGUUUUAAAUGGCCAACUUUAUUCUACAGCUGUGUAAUAAUGUCUGAGCUCAGUUUAUAGAGGUAUUAAUAUAUCAUGGGCUGCUCAUGCCAUCUAUUGUGUCAUCUCAACUUCUGCAAUGAUAUAGGGUGUACAUUCUCCAAUCCUGACAACACUCAUGCCUUUACCCAGUGUGUCUGAUCUAUGAGCAGCAGCCUUGUGUGCUGCACUGGUUGUUCACUAACUGUUCUGCUAGUCUCCCAUGCAGCAAAUUGGAUUUUCAUUCAAGUGUUCUGAAUUAUGGCAAAGUAGCUGAUCAGAUAGUUUCCUUUCACUUCCUGUAUUGUGUAGCACUAGCUGAGAAUGGAUUAGUUAAGCUCCUGACUUUGUAUUACACAGCCCAGCUUUGCCCUAUGUUGUGGCUGAGUGGAAUGUUUCAUGCACGUCAGCAUUUAUAAUUUUGUUAUGAGGGUGAUGUGGUGCCACUGCUGGUCCCAACCUACUUGUUUAAUUUGCCAUCACUUCAGAAUCAACUCUUUUGUUCCAGUAAAACAAACUUCACAUGCCAUUUGUUUUAUUGAUGUACUUCGAAUACAAUAAAGCUGUAUAAAUACUUGGUAAUUAUGGACACGCUUUGAAAAAAUGAGAGCAAUAGUUGUUGUGAAGAAAAUAAAAUUGUGGCCUGGAAUAGGAAAACCAAGGUUGACAACUGAAGAUAAAGAUGUUGAGAAUGGGUGUCAAAGAGGGAAGCUUGUCAUUAAUCUGUUAAUCACUUGUAAAAUAUUGGAGGAAUCCAGGGAAAAGUCCACAGGGACUCUGCUGGAGAAAGAACUUGUGAACUGGACCUCUAAUUAUUACCUGAGUUAUUUGGGUCAAAGCCUCCAACCCUUUUAACUGUUCUAUUUGUAUUUUUUUUAAUCAAAUGUAUUCUAUUAGAAGAAUCUAGUCACAAACUGUAUGGCAAGCACAGAAUAAAGAAAAGCUAUUUAUUGUGUAAUAAA
This is a messenger RNA of Pristis pectinata (smalltooth sawfish), 2209 nucleotides long. It is a transcript of the gene timm23a, whose product is annotated as translocase of inner mitochondrial membrane 23 homolog a (yeast). Gene Ontology annotation, molecular function: transmembrane protein transporter activity. Gene Ontology annotation, cellular component: TIM23 mitochondrial import inner membrane translocase complex; mitochondrial inner membrane. Gene Ontology annotation, biological process: protein import into mitochondrial matrix. NCBI's taxonomy places the organism in Eukaryota, Metazoa, Chordata, Chondrichthyes, Rhinopristiformes, Pristidae. The record is from RefSeq and is a predicted model, not a curated record. The transcript is spliced from 7 exons. Bases 104 to 748 code for a protein of 214 amino acids.